Molecule: messenger RNA, 891 nt
Organism: Melitaea cinxia (Glanville fritillary)
Lineage: Eukaryota; Metazoa; Arthropoda; Insecta; Lepidoptera; Nymphalidae
Product: zinc finger protein 808-like
Exons: 3
Coding region: 1-891 (296 amino acids)
Biological process (GO): regulation of transcription by RNA polymerase II
Cellular component (GO): chromosome
Molecular function (GO): chromatin insulator sequence binding
Source: RefSeq, a predicted model, not a curated record
AUGUGCCAGGAGUAUGAAGAUGCUCAGGAUGUCAGCCCGUACGAUCUAGAAAAACUUGAGAAAAUUUUAGAAAAAAUUAAUCCUUUACUAGAACAUACUUCGACACACGAAGUUAUAGAUGAAGCGAUAAUUUUAGAAAAAUAUGUACCAAAAGGAAAAAGAACGUUACAAGUGGAUAUUUCAAAAUUACAAUGUCGGCUGUGUGACCAACCUUAUCUAAAUUUAAACAAGAUACGCAAUCAUUUAAAAUCGGAACAUGAGAAGGAAUUCGCGCCAGUCGGUAAUGGCAUGACAGAAUAUAUUAUGGAGGCUCAAAAUGGUUCAUUUAUAUGUCACAUGUGCGACAUGAGCUUACCUUCGUUCCCGCUUUAUAACUCUCACAUGAAUAGCCACGUUGGAAAAGUUGUCUGCGAUUUUUGCGGAGCUGGAUUCCUAAAUCAGCACAUCUUAAGGACACACAAAGCAUCGCAUAUAACUAAAGAAUACCGUUGCAAGGAAUGUGAUCGCGUUUUCCUCAAAAAGACCCAAUUGAAAUAUCACGAUGAUAUUAUUCACAAAGGAAAAGAUAGAGUUAGGCCAAAGAAAUGUCACCUUUGUCCACAAACGUUUAAGGAGCAUUAUAGUAAAAUGGUGCACCUUAAGCAAGUUCACGGAAUAGUAAAGAAUUUCUCGUGUCACGUCUGUAAAUCGGUUUUCGGCACGCGGCGCGCUCUGACCGAACACACGACCAAGAGUCACACCGAGAAGUACAAAUGUAAAGUGUGCUCUAAAUGCUUUGGGGUAGAGUCUAAAUUGAAACUGCAUUUGCGUGGACACACCGAUUGUCCUUCAGGAUUCAAUGAUAAAGAUGAAUUCACAAAACACAUCACAGAACGCCAUUCGUUGAAUUAA